AUGGCCCAACGGUAUAGAGAGCUCGCGGCGCUGUUCCCGGGCGAGGUGCUCGUGACGUCCUCCGCGUCGAGCACGCAGCGGGGCGCGCUGUACGUGCUCGAUGCGGCGGCCGCAUCCCAGACGCCGCUCCUGCACUGGAAGGGCGCGGCGCACGUCGCACAGCACGGAUUCGACGCGACCCCUUCUGCGACGCACGCAAAAAACGACGCAGGGCACAGCGGGUGGGCAGUCGCGGUCGAGGCAGACAAGGCCGUGCUCAACGUGUACCACUGGCAAAAAGAUCAACCGGCCCAGCGCAUCGUCCUCCCACAGAAAAUGACGUGCAUCGCACUAGCUCGCCGCAGUGCACUGGUCGCCGCAGGCACCGACGACGGGCGCCUGUACGUAUGGGACAUGCGCAGCGGUGCACUCGUGUGCUCGUUCGAGGCGCACUACCGCGCCCUCCGCUGCCUCCGCUUCUUUGACGACGACGCAGCGCUCGUGUCGGCCAGCGACGACGGGCGCGCAUGCGUAUGGAGCACGCCGGGCCUCGCGCGCUGCACCGACCUCGCGGGGGGGCGUGCGAAUGUCCCGACAGCCUACGCGACGCUCACAGACCACACACUGCCAAUCACCGACGUGCACGUCGCGGGACGCUUCCCGGAAAGCGCCGUCGUGUGGACCGCCAGCGCCGAUGCCUCGGUCAAGCUCUGGGACCUGCGCACGCGCCGCCUCAAGAGCACCUUUACGCUCCCGGGGCCGGUGGCCGCGCUCGCCAUCGACCCGCUCGAGCGCUUCUUCUUUGCAAGCCUCCACGGCACGGCCAAGGCGUACCGUGUCGAGCUCUAUACCAACGACCCCGGCGCAUGGCACGCCCGGGGCGGACGCGGGGCGGAGGGCGCCUCGGACACGAUCUCCGCCGAGCACGCCCACGUUCUCCUCGCCGAGCCCAUCACCGCCAUGGCACUCACGCAGGCGGCGUCGCACAUUGCCCUCGGCACACAGAACGGCCAGGUGCACAUUGUCGACGUAACGACGCUCCAGGUAGUCCGCGUGCUGCACGCCAGCGCCUCGCUCGCCGCCGCGCCCAACACGCCCGUGACCAACAUUUUGUCGAUGCCGCGACCGCCGGACCUCGUCGGCGCAGCGCAGCUGCGUGCGAAAAAGAGCCGCGAUGAGACGAGCCCGUACGUCGCGUCGCUGCCUGCGCGCCCUGUCGCGCAGCAGUUUGCACGUACGCUCGGCGCGCCGAUGGACGCGCCGAGCGUCUUGGUGCGCAUCGGCGACGGCGCAGGCACCGCGGCACGCGACGUGCACACCUACCUCGGCGCCGAAGCGCCGGCCGAGGCGCCGCACGCCGCGGCCAGUGCCGCGCCGCGGCCGGCCGCGGAUCCGGCGCACGCCGCGCGUGUGCAGCAGCUCGAGGACGAGCUGCGGCGCGCCAAGGCGCUCAAUGACGAAAUGUGGCAGCAUCUCGUCCAGGCAAACGUCGCCGCGCAUCGAUAG
Messenger RNA from Malassezia japonica, 1485 nucleotides. RefSeq names its product Pre-rRNA-processing protein ipi3 (gene IPI3). NCBI's taxonomy places the organism in Eukaryota, Fungi, Basidiomycota, Malasseziomycetes, Malasseziales, Malasseziaceae. Gene Ontology annotation, biological process: rRNA processing; DNA-templated DNA replication. Gene Ontology annotation, molecular function: protein binding. The record is from RefSeq and is a predicted model, not a curated record. The transcript has a single exon. Bases 1 to 1485 code for a protein of 494 amino acids. Gene Ontology annotation, cellular component: nuclear pre-replicative complex.